Halichondria panicea is the source of this 7133-nucleotide messenger RNA. RefSeq lists its product as uncharacterized. NCBI's taxonomy places the organism in Eukaryota, Metazoa, Porifera, Demospongiae, Suberitida, Halichondriidae. The coding region runs from base 87 to 6764 and encodes 2225 amino acids. The record is from RefSeq and is a predicted model, not a curated record. Gene Ontology annotation, biological process: signal transduction. The transcript has 22 exons. Gene Ontology annotation, molecular function: protein binding.
GUGUGUACAGGAUCUUCAUCAGAGGAGCAACUAAGCAUAAACCAAGAAGUAAUCACAAGACUGCAUAUGUUGUGGCUAAAGAGGAAAUGUCGAGUGACCAAAAGAAAACUGAUGAACUUCCUGGAACUUCAGUGCACAAGACUGAUGAGCAUCAUCAUCAGAGAAGGCACCCAAGCAUAAACCGAGAAGUAAUCACAGAACAGUCAUUCUACACUCAGAUUGUUCUGACUCUAAUGGAUGCUCAAACAAUUGAUGAGAGUCUGGAGGAUGCUAGCAAAGAUUGGUUCAAUUUGGGAUUGGCUUUUGGACUGGAGCUUUCAGAGUUGAAGAAUAUUGAAGAUGAAUACCGCUAUAACAAACGCCGCCUAACGGAGGUGGUAGUCAAGCGUCUUCAAGUCACUGAUCCAGAACAUCCGAUGACAUGGUCUUACAUAUGUGAAUGUCUGAGGAGUCCCACUGUUGAGCGUAACGAUGUAGCCAAUGAAAUUGAAGAAGUCAUGAUCAGAAGAUCACUUGCUAAUCGACUCACUCUCCAAGAACUAAUAAAGCAUCACAGUCUGACUGACGAGCAACUCAACAGUGAAAUAAAGGACUCUGAUACUCCCUACCUGGCCUCAUGUUUCGAUAAUGUGGAACUUUAUUCGAGUGAAAUGGGGCUAGCUAUUACUGAACAAACUGAUGUGACAGAAUCGUGUCGUAUAUAUGGCAAUCAAAUAGCCAUGAUGAAGUGCUUGAAAAUCUGGAUUCAACACAAUCCUUCACAAGCAACUUACAGAGCUCUACUGGAUAUUGCACUGCGAUUGGGGAAAGGAGAAAUAGCUCUUGAAAUCUGUCAGCAAUUGAUCCAACAAUCAUCAUCAGAGGAGUUUGCAAGAGAAGUAAUCACAAAACAGUCGUCCUCCACUCCGAUUGUUCUGACUCUAAAGGAUGCUCUAACAAUUGUUGAGAGUCUGAGGUAUGCUGACAAAGAUUGGUUCAAUUUGGGAUUGGCUUUUGGACUGGAGCUUGCAGAGUUGAAGAAUAUUGAAGUUAUUUAUGAAGAUGAAAAGAGCUAUAUAUAUGAUUACAAACGCCACCUAAUGGAGGUGGUAGUCAAGCGUCUUCAAGUCACUGAUCCAGAACAUCCGAUGACAUGGCCUUACAUAUGUGAAUGUCUAAGGAGUCCCACUGUUAAAUGUAACGAUGUAGCCGAGGAAAUUGAAGGAGUCGUGAUCAGAAAAGGACGACCUCUUAUUCCACUCCAAAAACUAAUAAAGCGUCACAGUCUGACUGACGAGCAACUCAACAGUGAAAUAAAGGACUCUGAUACUCCCAAACUGGCUUUAUAUUUCGCUAAUGUGGAACUUUAUUCGAGUGCAAUGGGGCUAGCUAUUACUGAACAAACUGAUGUGACAGAAUCGUGUCGUAAAUAUGGCACUCAAAUAGCUAUGAUGAAGUGCUUACAAAUCUGGAAACAACACAAUCCUUCACAAGCAACUUACAGAGCUCUACUGGAUAUCGUACUGGGAUUGUGGCAAGUCGACAUAGCUCAUGAAAUCUGUCAGCAAUUGAUCCAACAAUCAUCAUCAGAGGAGUACGCAAGAGAAGUAAUCACAAAACAGUCGUCCUCCACUCUGAUUGUUCUGACUCUAAAGGAUGCUCUAACAAUUGUUGAGAGUCUGAGGUAUGCUGACAAAGAUUGGUUCAAUUUGGGAUUGGCUUUUGGACUGGAGCUUGCAGAGUUGAAGAAUAUUGAAGAUGAAUACCGGUAUAACGAACGCCGCCUAAAGGAGGUGGUAGUCAAGCGUCUUCAAGUCACUGAUCCAGAACAUCCGAUGACAUGGCCUUACAUAUGGGAAUGUCUGAUGAGUCCCACUGUUAAAUGUAACGAUGUAGCCGAGAAAGUUAAAGAACCAUCCGUUCGCCAAAAACUGAUAAAGCAAUACCAUCUGACUGACGAGCAACUCAACAGUAAAAUAGUGGUCACUGAUCAUGAUAUUCCCGAACUGGCUUUAUGUUUCGAUGAUACGGUAAUCGAACUCUAUUCCACUUCCAUGGGACUACCUCCUGCAGAAGCUGCUGAUGUGAACAGGUUGUACCAUAUCGAAGGAAAUCAAACAGCCAUGAUGAAGUGUUUGCAAUUCUGGAAACAAAAUAAGGGUUUUCAAGCAACUUACGGAGCUCUACUGGAUAUGGCACUGAAAUUGGAAGAAUACAACACGGCUGAUAAAAUCUGUCAGCAAUUGAUCCGAUUGCAAUGGCAGAUUAAACAACAACCCAUAGACGUUCUUACUAAAGUUGGUGAGGAGGUUAAAUUCUUCAUUGUGACGUCUCCUGGGCAGGUCUUCUCGUAUGAUUGGUGCUUUAAUGAUCAGAGUAUAUCAGCUGAAAACGUUGACUACAGUGGAGCAAGAACAAGUGAACUGGUCAUUUUGAAGUCCUUGUCCAAGCACUGUGGAAGCUACAAGUGUAUUGUCACUGAUUCAAAUAUGCACGUGCACAUACCUUCAAUUCCUGCAUCACUUGAAAUUGAUGGAACUCAAAUUGAAAUCGAAGAAUGCAAAAUCCUUGGGAAAAUAUUACCAAAAUUGACAUCCCUGCAAGUUGAUGGACUGGAUUUGGAUAUUGAGAAGCUGAUUGGAGGAACAAGUACUGUGACUUAUGAAGAGCUACAAAUUGUUCUUAGUCGGUCUGCACAAACAUUGUAUUUAUCAACUGAUCUGGAACAAAAGUUGAGAGAAAGGAUACAGGAGGAUAAGAUCUAUGAUGAAGCGAUGAAAAACAGUGACCAAAUUAAACUUUUCUAUCUCAAAAUGCUUGCUCUUGGACCAGGACAAAUAGGAAAGUCAACAUUUAUCCGUAGACUGCUUGGAAUCAUGAAAUGGGAUAUCAAUGACGAUCUUAAAAAUGGACCGCCUGGUAGCACUGACCUUUCUGAAUGUAGAACAGUAUUCUUAGACUACAAUCAAGAAUCCGUAGCUCUGUCAACUGAGCAAUCAGCGAGCGCUCAUUCAAGUGAAGAAAGUUGGCAUCUACUUGAUAAAGCAGACAUAGGGAAAGAAUUGAGAGCACUCGUGUCUCUUAUAAAUGUUCAGACCAAGUCCAGAAAAGUGAGUGCAAUGGCUUCUUCAGAAGAGAUGUCUCCAAAAUAUAUUCAACCAAUUCGUCUUAGUCAACCAUCUGAUGCUGAAGAAUCUGAUCAGCUAAUAACUGUGUCUACAAAUGAAAACAUACAAAAUGAUUUACCAUCUUUCGAGCAGUCCCCCCACACUGGCUUCUCUUCAAAAAUUCAGGGAAUAUCUGUAAGCAGAAGCGAGAUCGAUGAAGCUUAUGAAGAGUUUGAGAACCUACGUUACAAACAUUAUUCAUUAAGUGAUUCCCCUGAUGAUGAUCUAAAGUCACCCCAUGCUAUAAUCAACAUCGCUGAUGUUGGUGGUCAGCCGGCUUUUUUAGAAAUUCUACCAUCCUUGACAAUUGGACCGGCAAUGUAUCUUGUCUUCAUGAAACUUCUAUGGGAAUUGGAUACUCCACAGGAGACAAGAUACAAAGGCAAAAAUAAAACAGAAUCGUCAAUAUGUAAAAACUACACGUAUACACCUGAAGAAGUUAUUUUCACUGCUCUCUCAAGUAUUGCAUGUUUUGGUCACUCUGAUGAGGAGGUAGAGAAGUAUGUAACCGAUAAUAAGAAAAUCAACUCACUUGUAUUGAUUAUGGGCACCUAUGCGGACGACCUCAAAUCUGGUGAUGAACAAUCUAAUACAAAGAAAGUUAAUAAAACUAAUAAACAACUCGAUGCUAAGCUGAGUACUACCCCUUUCUAUAAUGAUGGCCGAAUUGAGUAUUAUACAGCACAAGAGAGUGAUCCAGAAGUUCUGUUUCCAAUUAAUAAUAAAUCUGGGGGCAAACUCGAAGUUGAUGAAUAUAGAAAAGUCAUUACAACCCUUAUUAAAAGCAGAUUCCGAGAGUAUAAAAUCCCAGCACAGUGGUUGAUGUUUAGCAUUUGCUUGAAAAUUCUUGCUCAGAAAAAAAAAAAGAGUGUCAUAGAAUUUAUAGAUUGUGUUAAAGUGGGUGAUCGUUUUGGUAUGAACGAAGCGACAGUGAGAGUUGCUCUUAGGUUCCUACACAAGUACAUUGGAUUAGUGAUGUACUUCCAGAAAGACGAAACACUUAUGAAGGAUAUUGUCAUCUGCAAUCCUCGAGAUGUUUUCACUUCCAUUAGUGAGCUUAUUUUCAACAUCUAUGAUCCACCAGAAAGAAAUGUACAAUCGUCUGUGAUCCUCCGCUUCAAGCAAAAGGGUUUCUUUUCUCCCGAAGAUCACAUCAUUGCUACUAGAAAGAAUAAUUUACCUAUAGAAUACUUAUUGCCUUUGUUGGAGUAUCUAAACAUAGCUGUUCCGAUGGAUGUAGAUUCAAUCAAGGGGUACUUUCUUCCAGCAGUUCUUCAAACAGCCACCAGUGAGCUAUUGAACAAGCCUCUCGAUGGAGCAGAUCCUGAUCGAGAUCCAGAGCCCCUUUGUAUCCAAUUUAAAACUGGCUUUGUGCCAUUGGGAUUUGUUUCUGCCCUAGUUGCUAACUUAUUGAAAUUGAAUGGUGACAAACAUGUGCUUAAAUUAUUUAAGAAAGAGAAAGUGUACAAAAACAAAAUCACAUUUCUAUUUAAAGCACGUUACAUAAUAGUGUUGAUAUCCCGAGCCAAGUACUGUGAGUUCCGAGUAUCACGAGCAGCUACGGAUGGAGAGUUCAGCAGUACCAAAUGUUGUACAUUGAUUAUAGACAUGCUACAGAAAUCAAUCAAGAACGUUAUAGAUAGAAUGAGACAAAGUUCUCUAUUCCAGCUGUCGCAAGGCUAUGAUUUUGCUUUUAAAUGCCCUCGAAGCGACUGCAAGGGUAACGAAUCAUCAUUAGCGGUAAUUAAUCCAGGAGAUCUUAAAAGCUUGAUGUGUGAAAGCUGUGGAAUUGCUGUACAUGCAACCGGUAAAAUGUGUACGUGGUUCACAAAGGACCUAGCCAUUGAUGAUGAUCAAAAGGAUCCAGGGACCACCAUCGUCCAUGAGUUGAUGGUCAAGCAUGGAGUCACUGACGAGCAGUUGGAUCGAGAGAUUGAACAAGACGACCUUGCUCCAGUAGCUAUGCACUUUGAUGAUGUGGAGCUCUACCUCAACCCACUGAAGUUAACUGCCAGUGAACAAGCUGACGUGAGGCAAGAGAAUUAUUUAAGUAGAAGCAAUCAAGGGGCAGUGAUCAACUGUUUGUCAAUCUGGAGGGGUCACGAACCUAGCAAAGCAACCUUUAGAGCACUGAUUAGGAUCUUAUUGGAUCUGAGGAAGGAAAAGAUUGCUACCAAGAUCUGUCAGUACUUGAAAGAAAAGGACUACGAAACAUUCGGAGAGGAGUACCUGGUGCAAGUAUCUCAGACUGCCAGGAAGAGUGACUUAACCACACAGAGAGCUUCUAAAGAAUUCUCUACUGGAGGGAAUAAAGUGUCAACACGCUAUGAUUCUGAAUCCAUUGUGAAGACCUCAUCAUCAGAUGAGGGGUCCUUGUCAUCAGAAAGGCUCCAAUACUCAGCAGAUCCAGUCCAGAGAGUAGGAGCUACAAUAUUAUCAACAACUGAUAGAACCAAAGACCGUACUGAAAAAGUGUCAGGCUGUACUAAAGGGAAUGAACAGGCAAUGAGUACAGAUAGAAAGCGUAAACACACCGAAUCCAUUGUGACGCCAUUAUCAGAUGAUGAGUCAACGAAAAAGCGAAAGUGUACAGCUUCAGCUAGUGAUCGAAUAUUCGAAGUACAUACUACAACUCAAAGAGCUAAUCGAAUCACUCUCCAAGAUCUAAUAGAGCGAUACCGUCUGACUGACAAACAAGUCAACAGUGAAAUCAAGAAAGCUGAUACUCCCGUUGUAGCCCACUGUUUUGAUAAUGUGGAACUUUAUUCGAGUGCAAUGGAACUAACUACUGCUGAAGAAGCUAAUGCGCGUCGUGUAGAUGGCAAUCAAACAGCCAUUAUGAAGUGCUUGCAAAUCUGGAAACAGCGUAAUCCUUCUCAAGCAACUUACAGAGCUAUACUGGAUAUUGCACGGCGAUUGGGGAAUAGAGACACAGCUGAUCAAAUCUGUCAACAAUUUACCCGACUCAAACUCUCCUCCUCUGACAAGCCGUACCACAAUACGCUGUUGGAAGUUACAUAUGAGCAAGGAAAGAACAAGUGGCGUAACAUUGGUGUCAGUCUGAAAUUGUCUAUGUUCGAUUUGGAAUCCAUUCGGCAAAACAAUCCAUCGGACAUCGGAGAUUGUUUCUGUGCAAUGCUGCUGAAGUGGUUCGAAAGCAGUCCUGACUGCUACCUUGACACUUUUCUGAAAGCUCUCAGAUCAAAGCUUGUGGAACUUGAAAACCUCUGUCCAAAAGUCGAGGAAGCCAUCUUCAAUAUUGCGAACUUAGGCACAGCUUCUGAAGUGGGAGGAGUUGGUCUACAAGAGUUGAUGGACCAUGUCGAUACCGUCCAACUUAAUAGAGAGAUCCCUGAUGAUGAACUCCCAGUCAUAGCUGCCUAUUUCAACAAUGUGGAGCUCUACUCUCAAGCAAUGGGUCUGAGUCCGGCUGAACAAGUUGAUGUUAGAACUGCCCUCCAUCAAUACGAUACUCAGACAGCCAUAACCAAGUGCUUGUUGUUUUGGCAGCAACGCGACCCAUACAAGGCAACGUACGGAGCACUGUUGGAGCUGCUACUGAGAUUACAUAGAACACAAGUAGCUACUCAAGUCUGUCAGUACCUGGCUCAGAAUUAACACCCUUAUUGUACAGAAGAUGGAGGGUGUGGUCACUGGCUCGGACUCAUGAACUGAUUAUAUACACAAGCAAGCAAGUAUCCGACUGUACAGGACACACGUUAUGUAUGUAGAUCUAUUUUUAGUAUUGGAUAUUUCCAUGUAGUCUUUGUACAAAAUGCAAUAAUUAUAAUUAUAUAAUAGUGUAAAUAUAUAAUUGUACUAGCUAGUCCACUGCCAUUAAAUUAAUUUUCUACUGUUUGCAUGUCUAUUAAUAUAUAAUUAUGCUUAUACCCAUGCAAACACUGGUUUGUACCAGUCAUGGUUAUUAUAUACUUUUUGUGUCGGCUUCUAUACUUUGUACUCUAGUAUGGUGAUCUGCUUCUUGUA